UCCACCGGACAGCUUCACCAAUUAAAAAAAAGAAAAGAAAAACUGCUUAGUGGAAUUGCGGGGUUGCGCGCCAGGGAGGAAUACACAAGAAAGUGCCGUGAUUUUUACCCAGGAUAUCUUUAUACUUUUUAAUUUAUUUUUCAGAAGACUUCAUAUCAACUGUUAAGACCAAUCCCUCAAAGAGAAAGCAACCUGGGUGGGCGGGGGCUACAUCAACGGAACAGCAGAGUAUGUCUAUCUACCAGAUUAUGGUCUGGCCUGGGCUCAGGCACCGUUUGGUUAUGCGCUCAGCUUGGUAUUAGGUGGCCUUUUCUUUGCCAAGCCAAUGCGAUCACGUGGAUAUGUCACAAUGCUGGACCCUUUCCAGCAGCUUUAUGGUAAAAGGAUGGGGGGAUUGCUUUUCAUUCCUGCACUCAUGGGAGAAAUCUUCUGGUCUGCAGCCAUCCUGUCUGCCUUGGGUGCCACUCUCAGUGUGAUCGUGGACAUAAACAUCAACAUGUCUGUGGUGAUUUCAGCGCUCAUAGCUAUCUUUUACACACUGGUUGGAGGACUGUACUCUGUCGCAUACACAGAUGUCGUCCAGCUCUUCUGCAUAUUUUUGGGUUUGUGGAUCAGUGUGCCUUUUGCCCUUUCCAAUCCUGCUGUGUCAGACAUCGGUCUUUCCGCCAAGGAAGAAAUCUAUCAGUCCCCUUGGCUGGGUAACAUUAAACCUGAAGACAAUUGGCUGUGGGCAGACAACUUCUUUUUGCUGAUGUUGGGAGGGAUUCCCUGGCAGGUCUACUUUCAACGAGUUCUCUCUGCCUCUUCAGCUACCUAUGCUCAAGUUCUCUCUUUCAUAGCUGCCUUUGGCUGCUUGGUCAUGGCUGUUCCUUCUGUCCUCAUCGGAGCUAUUGGGGCUUCCACGGACUGGAACCAAACUACCUAUGGCUCCCUUGCACCGAAGGACAAGGAUGAAUCUGACAUGAUCCUUCCCAUAGUGCUUCAGCACCUCUGCCCACCCUAUAUCUCCUUCUUUGGACUGGGAGCGGUGUCCGCAGCAGUGAUGUCAUCAGCAGACUCGUCCAUACUUUCAGCCAGCUCCAUGUUUGCCAGGAACAUCUAUCAGCUCGCCUUUCGGCAGUCGGCUUCUGAUACUGAGAUCGUUUGGGUGAUGCGGAUCACCAUCUUUGUGUUUGGAGCUCUUGCUACAGCAAUGGCACUAUUAACCGGAUCUGUAUACGGCCUUUGGUACUUAAGCUCUGACCUCGUCUACGUUAUAAUCUUCCCCCAGCUUCUCAGUGUUUUGUUCGUCAAAGGCACCAACACAUAUGGCUCUGUAGCGGCCUAUAUCUUUGGACUCUUGUUGCGUAUUGGUGGAGGGGAGCCUUACCUAAAACUGCCUCCCUUCAUCUACUACCCUGGCUGGGUGACAGUGGAAAGGGUUCACCACCUCACCGGAGAUGUAGAGUUCUUCGUUCAGCAGAGGUUCCCCUUCAAGUCUGUCUCCAUGGUGGCAUCUUUCUUAGCAAAUGUGGCUUUCUCCUACCUGACCAAGUACUUAUUCGAAAGCGGCAUGCUGUCUCACAAGUACGACUUCCUGGAUGCUGUCGUUUCCAAGCAUAGCAAGGAGAUUAUGGACAAGACCACGCUGGUAAGCAAUCAUGAUAACAUUAUUUUAUCGGAGAUGGCACCCGUCAGACAAGCUCUGGGUGCUACGAUUGCUGGGACUUUCACCAACACCGAGGUUCUAAGCGACGAUGGUGAGUCAAGUCCGGAGUCUUUUCACAGUGACAACUAGAUGCCAAAACGCACAAAAGAAAACUUGAAACAAGGAAUGUGAAAGGGAAGGAAAAGAAUCAAAGAGGCAUCAGCAUCCUUCAGGAAAUGUGUUACUGCCACACUGUGAGCCACAUAAGCAGAAACCUUCUGCGGCUUCCAAGUGACUCUACAAGUAUGUUGGUGAAUAGGUGCCUCCUCCAUUUGUUUAUAUUUCCUCUCUAUAAACACAUCCUUAAAUUGUCUGUACAAAGCUCACAGUUAUUUUUCUGACCAUGGCUCUGUGAAUUUACAACCAUUUUAAUUUAAUGGCUGCUACUGUGGUCAAAAGUAGGGAUAAAGGGAAAUGGUUUUUCAAGCGUAGAGAAAAGAAUCGCGUCCUGGUCUUGAGUACAGUGCUAUAGAGCUAAGAAGCAUUGUUUAUUCCUGGUUGUCUAAGCUCAGGUUAUGUAUGUGGAUGCAAAUACAGUGCUUUGUAAAUUAAGUUAUUACCCUUGAACUUUUCCAAGUUUUGAUGCAUAACACAAAAACAUCAGUGUAUAAGAAGAUCUUUCAUAGGAAGAUUUUGAGCCACAGGAUGUGGCUGGACAGGAUUGAAAAUGAUCUCUCCAGCCAUCCAUCCAUGUUCUUUUUUUAAUUUAUCCAACUAUUUAAGUGCAAAGUUGUGGGCCUUUACUUGUAGGUUUUGCCAACUUAAAGCGUGGCAUACAUUUGAACUUAGCCUGCUCCAUAAUUAAGAGAGCUACAUUUCCAUAGUUGUGUGAAGAAUGUCUGAACAAGUUAUUUUUACGAAAUCACCUGGGUCAGAUUGAAUGGAAAACAUCUAUGAACAACUUUCAGUGUUGUUGUGUCCUUGGGCAAGACACUUCACCCCCCGCAUUGCCUACUGGUAGUCGAAGGGACUGUUGGUGCCAGUGUACAGCAGCCUUGCUUCUGUCAGUGAGCCCUUAGGCAGCUGUGGCUACAAUGUAGUUUACCACCAUCAGUGUGUGAGUGUGUGCGUAAAUGACUGAAAGUAGUGUAAAGCGCUUUGGUCAAGUCUUCUCACUCGAAAAAAGCACUCUAUAAGUACAGGCCAUUUACCAAGUUUUUUUAUUAUCCCAUUUAGAGAUUCCUAUGUAGCUUAAGCUCUGGUAUUUGGCUGAACCGCUUAAAAUAUUAAA
Cyprinodon variegatus (sheepshead minnow) is the source of this 2918-nucleotide messenger RNA. Its product is annotated as high-affinity choline transporter 1-like. Lineage: Eukaryota; Metazoa; Chordata; Actinopteri; Cyprinodontiformes; Cyprinodontidae. Gene Ontology annotation, molecular function: choline:sodium symporter activity. The transcript has 8 exons. Gene Ontology annotation, cellular component: synapse; perikaryon; plasma membrane. Gene Ontology annotation, biological process: synaptic transmission, cholinergic; acetylcholine biosynthetic process; neuromuscular synaptic transmission. The coding region runs from base 326 to 1777 and encodes 483 amino acids. The record is from RefSeq and is a predicted model, not a curated record.